This is a messenger RNA of Morus notabilis, 930 nucleotides long. Its product is annotated as protein LOW PSII ACCUMULATION 2, chloroplastic. The record is from RefSeq and is a predicted model, not a curated record. NCBI's taxonomy places the organism in Eukaryota, Viridiplantae, Streptophyta, Magnoliopsida, Rosales, Moraceae. The annotation marks the transcript as partial. The transcript has 2 exons. Gene Ontology annotation, cellular component: chloroplast.
AAACUGAAAAUGGCGCUACACAUCAACUGUCCCCCCUCUUUCACCGCCAAACCCUAUCGUCUUCCCCACACUCCUGUCUUCCACUUCACAGUCAAAUCCCAGACCUCAUCGGAGCCACCCAAAUCCACCGUCAAUCCCACCGACUCCGUUGCCCCGGCUCGGCCCAAUGACAAGCCCAGCAGCAGCACUACCGGGCUGGGCUUCGGCUCUUCUGCUUCGUCUCCGUCUCCGUCUCCGGCCAAUGAGAGUGCGAGUAGCAAGAAGAAGCGCAAGGGCAAAAGAGAGAGGGCUUCAAUAAUUCGCCGGUCGCCGGUGGAAAAGCCGUCAUUUGCUUCGGCGCCGACGGCGGAGGACGAUGAGAAGGUCAAGGAAAGGGGAAGAAAUGAGAGUGCUUUUCUCCUCGCUUGGUUAGGGCUCGGCGGAAUCAUUCUCGUGGAAGGCAUUGUUCUCGCCGCUUCCGGUUUCCUUCCAGAGGAGUGGGACAAAUUCUUUGUUAAGUAUUUGUAUCCAUCUUUUACCCCAACAGUAGUCUUGUUUGUCGCUGGAACAGUCACAUAUGGAGUGUUGAAGUACCUGCAGAAUGAGAAACUUAAAGAUCAAAAGUGAGAUUUAAUUGGAGUAUGACUUUCAGGUAUAAGGAGAUAAUAAUCUGUUACAAUAAUGAGCGAGCUAUAUUACUCCUAGGUUAUACUGUACUUGUCCUUUUCACGCCAUACAUAAAAAUGAGUAAGAAAAUUCCAGAGCUUUUGCAACAAGGGAAUGAAUUCCAAGACUUCAUUGGUCUUUCUGCAAUUACUGCUUAAUUUAGUUGUUUUCUAUGGAUUCAUCAACUAACUUGAUGCUGGGUUUUUUGACAAUGAACUUCGUCAAUGUGAAAUGUAAAAAAUGCUUCCCCGUGAUCACAGCUUAGGCUAUCAAUUCAAAUUUGCA